Molecule: messenger RNA, 1155 nt
Organism: Drepanopeziza brunnea f. sp. 'multigermtubi' MB_m1
Lineage: Eukaryota; Fungi; Ascomycota; Leotiomycetes; Helotiales; Drepanopezizaceae
Source: RefSeq, a predicted model, not a curated record
AUGCCAUUGCACAACGGCUGGCUCCCCCGCGAAGGCUUCACCGCUGACCCCAUCGGCCGUCUCAUCAAGAAGACUGCCCUCAAUCCAGCCUUCACCCUCGUCUUCCUCCUCCUCGCCCGGUACACCAAACAAGGCUCCGACCUGUCCAUCCUUCACGAGACGGCCUUCUCGCGCAUCAGAAAGUUGUUCUACUUCGGGCUCGUACGAUGGGCUUCAAACUAUCUGGAUGCUCGUGAGCUCGACAACUGGACGACUGAUAGGUAUGAUUGGAAAAAGGAGAUUGUGUUGAUUACUGGCGGUGCCGGUGGCAUUGGUGGGCAUGUCGUAAGGCUCCUUGCCGAGAAGGGGGUCAAGGUGGUAGUCUUGGAUGUGAUUCCCAUGACUUUCGAUGCUCUCAGGUUAACAUGCACAGCAUCCAACGUGUACUACUACAAGUGCGAUAUCACGACCCCCGCAGCCAUCUCUUCAGUUGCAAACGAGAUCCGCAGGGAUGUCGGUGCGCCUACCGUCGUGAUCAAUAAUGCGGGUGUCGCGCGAGGUAAGAACAUACUUGAGGCCUCCGAGAAGGAAGUACGCUUCACAUUCGACGUCAACACUCUGGCGCACUACUGGAUGGCGAAGGAGUUCGUCCCCAGCAUGGUGAAAGCCAACCACGGCAUGAUCGUCACCGUCGCUUCCCUUGCAGCCUACAUGACUGUCCCUAACAUGACCGACUACGCCGCCUCCAAGGCCGCCGCGCACUCCUUCCACGAGGGCCUCACCGCGGAACUCCAGACCCGCUACCACGCGCCCAAGGUCCGCACCGUCAUCGUCAACCCGGGGUACACCAAGACGCCGCUGUUCCAAGGCUACUCCAACGACUCGAAGUUCCUGGCCCCGAGCCUCGAGGUGGAGACGGUCGCGGAGGCAAUUGUGCAGAAGGUACUUGCCGGGCAUAGCGGACAGGCCAUCUUGCCGGGUUUCGGCACGGCCUUGACUUUCUUGAGGGCGAUGCCGCACUGGUUUCAGUUGAGGGAGAGGAGCAAGAAGGCGAGUAUCAUGAAGAAGUGGCACGGCAGGCAGGUGAUCGACCUGGACAAGUGGCAUGUGGAAGACAAGGAGAAGGAGGGGGCUGAGAGCGCGUCUACUGUUCUGGUGCCGCCCGAAGGCCAGUAG